GUACGCAUUGCAUUACGUUUAUGGUUUGGGUCGAGUUGGGCCAAACUACGGGGGCUAGGCUACGGCGGGAUCUUCCGAACCCGACCGACAUACCGACGUAUGACUCCUGUUCGUGCGGAGAGCUAGCUACAUCAGAAUGGCCAAUAAUAGGAGGAUUGGGAUUGUUGGAUUUGGACAUUUAGGACAGUUUUUGUUCAAGUCGAUACAAGAAAGUGAAGACUUCGACAUUGCCUUCGUUUGGAACAGAACGGCAUCAGCUUUGAAGGAAUCGGUUCCACAGCAAUACAUCCUGGAAGAUCUUGCAGGAUUUGCAGAAAGAAAGCCAGAUCUCAUUGUUGAAGUUGCUCAUCCAUUGAUAUCCAGCCAAUAUGGAGAGGCAUUUCUAGCAGUAGCUGAUUACAUGGUGGGGUCACCAACAGCAUUGGCUGACCAGGAAGUAGAAGAUAAGCUCAAGGAAGCUGCAAAGCAUCAUGGGUUAUACAUUCCAAGUGGUGCAUUCUGGGGAGCUAAUGACAUUCAGAAAAUGGCGGACAGGGGAACAUUGCAGGGUUUAACAGUUACAAUGAAGAAGCAUCCCAGCAGCUUUAAGUUGGGCAGUCCAUUAAAAGAGAAAAACGAUAACGCACUGGAUGUUGGCGAGACAGUACUAUAUGAAGGUCCUGUACGUGGUUUGUGUCCCUUGGCUCCAAACAAUGUCAACACUAUGGCAGCAGCAGCUAUUGCAGCACACAAUCUUGGCUUUGAUAAAGUAAAAGGAAAACUAGUCGCUGACAAAAGUCUAACAGAUUGGCACAUUGUUGAGGUGGAUGUGACAGGGCCCGGUAGUGUUGAGGCAGGAAAUGCAUUCACAGUCUCCACAGUUAGGAGAAACCCGGCGCAGGUUGGCAAAGUCACUGGGAGUGCAACCUAUGUUUCAUUUUUAAGCAGUAUGCAAAGGGCACGUGACAGAGGUCCAGGAGUCCACUUGUGUUGAUGAUGACCCAGCAAUUCUGUAUGACUGAAACACCUUGAUGACAACUGUCUCCUGAAAUCUAAGCCUCACUUUUGGACUUCAAUAAAAUGCAGUAAAUGUUACUUUUUUUUAGUUGCUCACGAACAGACACACAAACAAAUGCAAUAUAAGCGUUAGAGGUCACCAUCCCUACACUUCCUUAGGUGAUGAACUUUAAGGCACUGGACACUAUUGGUAAUUGCUCAAAAUAAUCGUAAGCUUAAAAACUUAAUUGGUAACGAGCAAUGGAGAGCUGUUCUCCACCCAAUCUCUAUCAUAUCUGGUUGAACUUUUUCAUUCCCACAACUCCAAUACUGCUAAUGCAUACAGGCAACGACUCCGCUCAUCAGCUGAUCAGACCCGGCUUUCCGUUCCUAGAACUAGACGGAAAGCUGGGGAUAGCUCAUUCUCCA
Messenger RNA from Asterias rubens (European starfish), 1404 nucleotides. RefSeq names its product putative L-aspartate dehydrogenase. Gene Ontology annotation, biological process: NAD+ biosynthetic process. Bases 137 to 973 code for a protein of 278 amino acids. The record is from RefSeq and is a predicted model, not a curated record. The transcript is spliced from 8 exons. Gene Ontology annotation, molecular function: L-aspartate dehydrogenase [NAD(P)+] activity; NADP binding. NCBI's taxonomy places the organism in Eukaryota, Metazoa, Echinodermata, Asteroidea, Forcipulatida, Asteriidae.